This is a messenger RNA of Aspergillus steynii IBT 23096, 2121 nucleotides long. Its product is annotated as Zn(II)2Cys6 transcription factor. Gene Ontology annotation, biological process: regulation of DNA-templated transcription; DNA-templated transcription. The transcript is spliced from 3 exons. The record is from RefSeq and is a predicted model, not a curated record. Gene Ontology annotation, molecular function: DNA binding; zinc ion binding; DNA-binding transcription factor activity, RNA polymerase II-specific. Lineage: Eukaryota; Fungi; Ascomycota; Eurotiomycetes; Eurotiales; Aspergillaceae. Bases 1 to 2121 code for a protein of 706 amino acids.
AUGACGGAUCUCCACGGGCAGGCCGAGGCCGCUCAGGGCCGCCACGCCACUAGCUCUGCGACGCCCCAGAUUCGACUAUCUUGCGAAAUGUGCCGACGGCGGAAGAUCAAGUGCGAUAAGCUGGAUCCCUGCUCCAAUUGUGAACGCCUGCGCGUCACAUGUGUCCCCGUUGAACGAGCCCGACUCCCACGAGGCCGAUCUAGCCGGGGCGCCGCGGAAAAACGACCGAACAACGAUACGCGCCUCAAAGAUCGGAUUGCUCGUCUCGAAGGCCUAAUCCGCGGUAUCGCGGACCACGGGGACGACGAAACGACUGUCGAUGGCUUCCCCUCUUCCAAAGCCUCGUGUAGCACAAGGAGUCGGGAAAGCUCCGCCCAACCUCAAUCUCCCGGCAACGGAUCCCAAAUUGAAGCAAAAGAUGGGUCACGGUCGCCGGCCUGCUCCUGGAAGGGGCUUUUCAGACGAAGGCACGAUAUGCGUGAUACAUGUGGGCAAACCUCUCUAAAUCCGAACUGUGACAGCAGGAGCAUGUGUUACCAGAGGAUCCUCCUAAUGUCUAGAGGCUCUGGGACUCAGAAAGAGACGGUGGAGAGAGGCGAGUUCGUUGACAGAACCACGCAACAAAAGCUGUGUCAAAUCUAUUUGCAGAGAGUUGAUCCCUUCUUCAAAAUUCUUCACAGGCCCUCCCUGAGUGCCUUUCUCAUUGACGGAAAGCCUUACUUGAAUUAUGCACCUGGAAGCCUGGCUCCCAAAGCAUUGAAAUACGCCGUCUGCUUUGCGGCAAUCUGCAGCCUUGAUGAGGAGGAGUACAAGCACAUAUUCAAGGUCAAGAAAACACUGAUGGUGGAACGCUAUCAGAAAGAGGCAGAAUCGGUGCUAACACAAGCCGAUUAUAUAACGACUAAUGAUUUGACCGUGUUGCAGGCUUUCACCCUCUUUCUCCUGUCAUCUCGAUCUCAGGACCAAAGCCGACGCGUUUGGACUAUGCUUAGCAUCGCGCUUCGCAUUGCCCAGGCCCUUUCCCUACACAUGGCAGAACCGCCAUUUCCCGUGACACCGUUUCAGCGAGAAAUGCGCAGACGACUCUGGACCGCUAUCGGGUUUCUCGACAUCCAAGCUGCGACAGACCGCGCAUCCGAGCCCAUGAUGCAAGUCGCCUGGCUACAAUCCAACCCCCCUUCGAACGUCAACGACCACGACAUCAGCUUUGAAAUGGACACCCCCGUCCAAGAGUCCACCGGUUUCACUGAUAUGACAUUCACCAUGAUCACCCUCAAAGCGCAAUGCGUCUCCCGCAUCCUUAAUUUCACCAGCGCCGCCUCCCCAAUUGUCGAGCCGAUCCACUCACGCCAGCAACUCGUCCUCGACUUCCAACACACGGCAUCCACCCUCCUCCAACACGCACAACCCCACACCAUCCCCUUCCACUGGUUCGCCCGACAAGUCGCCGAAUGCAUCAACGCGUGCAUGCAACUGAUCGUUCUGCGCCCUCUCCAACAACACCCUAAAUCCCCCCCUCCCCGCGUCCACGGCGACCGUCUCCUCAAACUCGCCGUCGACGUCCUCCUCAGGAACCAAGAAAUCCGCAACAACCCCCGCGCGCUCCCCUGGCGCUGGAUCGAGUAUACCUUCGUCCCGUGGCAUGCGCUCGCCGUCGCCAUUUCCGAGCUCUGCGUCUGCCAAGACCCCGCCCUGAUGGCUAAGUCCUGGGCCCCUAUCGAGCAGGCGUAUGAACGACUGGGCCGUCUCGUCGCGGACACAUCCCAGGGCCGAAUCUGGAAACCCAUGGAGAACAUCAUGGCCCAGGCACGCAUGAGAAGGGAUCAACUGCUGCAGUCCCCAUCUCGGCACCUAUUCUUCCAGGUGUCCUAUCCAUCUCAACCUGCGGCCUCGCAACCAAGGAUACAAUCUUCGCAGGGCUUCAUGCAGCCUGCACCUAUCGAUUACGCAACUAGCGCGGCUGCGCCGUCUUUCGAGAUCACCGGAUUAGGACCCUGGCCGAGCGUCUGGGACGCCGUGGACUGGACGAACCCGCUCGGAGAGAAUGAGAUGUCGUGGUUGAAUUACGAGAACUUUAUAGGGGACUUGCACGGAAUUACCGAUCUGUCGAGUGUUCAGUAA